AUGGCUUUGACUUCAUCAGCAAGAGCCAGAGGUACAGAGAUCUCUACUAAGUAUACCAAACCCAUAGGAUCCUUUACAUUUUUGAUAGCUUGGCUAAUUGCCGUAUUUUCUUAUUGCCAUGCAGGUCAAAGGAUCAAAGACAAGACUAUAUCCAUCGGUGAUGCAUUAUAUGAAUCCAAGUGGUACAAUGCCGAUAAUGAGACUAUGAAAGAUGUGCAGUUCAUAUUAAUGAGAUGUCGAAAGCCGAUAUGCUAUGAAGCGAUACCUCUGGGAAUAACCGAUUACCCCUUUUAUUUUAUGAUGAUCAAAACUGGAUAUUCUUAUUUCACAUUGUUAAACCAGUCUACAUAGAUGUGAAUGGUAUUGCUUUCGGAAAUUGACACAACAAAUAAAACACAAUUUAGAAAUAGCGAUCUUUGAUUUCACCAUAAGCAACCGAUUAUUCCCUAUUGGAAUAUGUACUUCUAAACAAAAAGGCAAGAUGGAACACCAUAAAUUUUCAACAGAUUUUCAUUUAUAUGUAGAUUUAUAAAGCAAUAAAAAUCUAGC
Messenger RNA from Anoplophora glabripennis (Asian longhorned beetle), 549 nucleotides. Its product is annotated as odorant receptor 45b-like. Bases 1 to 351 code for a protein of 116 amino acids. The transcript is spliced from 5 exons. Gene Ontology annotation, molecular function: olfactory receptor activity; odorant binding. The record is from RefSeq and is a predicted model, not a curated record. NCBI's taxonomy places the organism in Eukaryota, Metazoa, Arthropoda, Insecta, Coleoptera, Cerambycidae. Gene Ontology annotation, cellular component: plasma membrane. Gene Ontology annotation, biological process: sensory perception of smell; detection of chemical stimulus involved in sensory perception of smell.